AUGGAAUACAAACAGGACAUUCCCAAGGGCCGGAAGCUGAAACCAGUCUACUGCUGGGGCCACAAAGAGCUCCCAGCACAGCGCGGCGUGGUGACGUACCUGGUCUCGCCGAACAGGCAAAACCCGCUAGCCCGAGCCUUGCACAACGCCGUGUUCAACACGUUCCGCCGGACCAAGAACCAGGUCUUGUAUUGGGUCCCGCCGUUCGUCGUCGCGUAUCUGUUGAUGGACUGGGCGAAUCGACGGUGA
Cladophialophora psammophila CBS 110553 is the source of this 249-nucleotide messenger RNA. RefSeq names its product ubiquinol-cytochrome c reductase subunit 8. The record is from RefSeq and is a predicted model, not a curated record. Gene Ontology annotation, biological process: mitochondrial electron transport, ubiquinol to cytochrome c. The coding region runs from base 1 to 249 and encodes 82 amino acids. The transcript is spliced from 2 exons. Lineage: Eukaryota; Fungi; Ascomycota; Eurotiomycetes; Chaetothyriales; Herpotrichiellaceae.